Closterium sp. Naga37s-1 is the source of this 1944-nucleotide messenger RNA. The record is from the annotation of a GenBank genome assembly. NCBI's taxonomy places the organism in Eukaryota, Viridiplantae, Streptophyta, Zygnematophyceae, Desmidiales, Closteriaceae.
AUGCAGCGCGAUAUGUUGCUGAUAGAUGACGUUCUUAGGCGAUCGGAUCUCCGCGUGUUCUCGUAUCCGGAGUUAAAAUCUGCAACUAAGGGGUUCUCGAACGAUUUGCUUCUAGGAGCCGGCGGGUUCGGGAAGGUCUUUAAAGGGGUAUUGAAGCCGGGAAGCUCGCAAGGUUCGGGAGCGGCAAACACGGCGGCAAGCGCGGCGGGCAACGCGCUGGAAAGCGCCGCAGCGGCGGUUUCGGGGGUAUCGGGGGGAUCACCAAGAGGAGGAGGCGCUGCUGUGGGGAUGGUUAACGGCGGAGGGGUGGGGGAAUCGCGAAGGGCGCUGCAACAAGAGGUGGCGAUUAAAAAGCUGGACGCGAAGAGCCUUCAGGGUCACAAGGAGUGGAUGGUGGAAGUCCGGCUGCUCGGCCUAAUCGACCACCCCAACCUCGUCAAGCUGCUUGGCUUCUGUGCCGAGGGCCACCGCCGCCUGCUCGUCUACGAAUACCUCCCCAACUCCUCCCUCGACCGGCACCUCUUUGCACCGCUCUCCACCACUGCCGCUGCUGCGGCUACUAACAACGCUAACAACCACCAUCAGCAGCACGGUAAACACCACCGGAGCGGCAGCAGUCACAAUCACAACGUGCAUGCGUCGUCCGCAUCUGCCUCCUCACACUCCUCCCACUCGCACUCGUCGAAAAAAGCAGCGGCGGCUGCAGCGGCGGCGGUGCUGCCGCCAUUGGACUGGGCGACGAGGCUCAAGGUGGCGCUGGGGACUGCGAGAGGGCUGGCUCACCUGCAUGAGGAGUGCGCGAGUGCAAGGCUCGCCUCGCCCCACUCGCACUCUACAAAGAAAGCGGCAGCAGCAGCAGAGGCGGUGCUGCCGCCAUUGGACUGGGCGACGAGGCUCAAGGUGGCGCUGGGGACUGCGAGAGGGCUGGCUCACCUGCAUGAGGAGGUGCAGAUCCCGAUCAUCUACCGUGAUUUCAAGACAUCCAACGUGCUUCUAGACGCAGACUUCUGCCCCAAGCUGUCUGACUUUGGGCUGGCAAGGGAAGGGCCCAUGGGGGAAGAGACACACGUGUCAACACAGAGUGCUUCAGAAGUCCAUUUCUGCCCCAAGCUCUCUGACUUUGGGCUGGCAAGGGAAGGGCCCAUGGGGGAGGAGACACACGUGCUCGCGAGGGAAGGGCCCAUGGGAGACGAGACACACGUGUCAACGCAGGUGCGCGGCACGGCAGGGUAUGCAGCUCCCGAGUACAUGAUGACAGGCCGUCUAACACCGAAGAAUGACGUGUGGGCGUUUGGAGUCGUGCUUCUAGAGCUGCUCACAGGACGGCCCUCCAUCGAUCAGCGCCGACCGCCACCGGAAGUCAAUAUAGUUCAAUUUGCGCGGCCGUACCUACACAAUAGCGCGGAUUUGUCCAAGAUUAUGGAUCCUAGGCUCGGGGAUAAGUACCCGAAGCAAGCAGCUGCAAAGGUGGCGGAGUUGGCGAGAUGGUGCCUGGUGAAUGACCCGUUCAAGAGGCCAAUUAUGAGUGAGGUUGUGCAGAAACCGCCUUCUUCCUGUCUUCACAUCCAUCCACCUCAGCCUCCCCCACGUGCCGCCAUGGCCACUAUCUCCAUGAGCAUGACCCCUAUGGUCCUGGCGGCCAAGGGCAAGGAGGAGCAGGGUUCCUUCAUGGACUGGCUCGAUAACGCAACUGUGAAGCGGGUGUCGUGGACCGAGACUGACUCCAACCUCGUGAACCUUAAGGAGGGUAAGGGUUCCAGGCCUGGGACGCAGUCCAAGUCUGCGAAGAAGACGACUGAGAGCGUAAGUUUCGUUUAUGAUGUCGUGCUUGCUUCCUCCAUUCGCGUUAUCAUGCUGUUUGUUCUUUGGCUCUCGGACGUGCCUAAGUUAUUUGGAUUCCGGUCUUUUGUAUUGUGUGAGCAGAAGCCCUUCUGGAAGAAGUAA